Alternaria rosae is the source of this 2504-nucleotide messenger RNA. RefSeq names its product heterokaryon incompatibility protein-domain-containing protein. Lineage: Eukaryota; Fungi; Ascomycota; Dothideomycetes; Pleosporales; Pleosporaceae. The record is from RefSeq and is a predicted model, not a curated record. The transcript has a single exon. The coding region runs from base 221 to 2428 and encodes 735 amino acids.
CCGGGAGAGCAUGUUGCAAGCCACACCAACGGCCAUUCGCUGGUAACAAUUGAGAGCUGUCAGACGGUGCCAGUAAAUCUCGCGACGUUCAACGAUGGCCUGGAUAAGGAUCGUUCUUUCGCGCUGCGUUCAUUCUCCACAUGCAUCUCAGGCUUACCACUGAAGAGAUCCACUAAGGCUCUUGUUGCUACAUCGUCGCAUUCACGCACUAUACAGUAUCAUGGCUGCAUCUGAGAGGACGACUCAGAGCAUACUCAAGAAGACUUUUGUUGAUCCUUUUCGGCUGCAAAAGUUGCGGCGCAAGUCCACCGCGCCCACGACCACGCCCGCCAGUCCGCCGGCAACACCCGAUCAGGAUGAUCCACUGGCAGCCUUACCCUUACUGCAGUAUGGCUCUCUAGACCCAAAUAAGAAGAGCGUCAGGCUUUUGGAAAUACUGCCAGCGCCUGAUCACGAGCCCAUUCAGGCCACACUCUCUGUCUGUGACUUGGACGAUAAGCCCACUUUCAUCGCGCUAUCCUACAUGUGGGACAAAGCUGGCGAGAAGAAGUAUAUUGACAUCCAAGGAUCAAAGUUCGCCGUCGGGGAAAGCUUAUGGAACUUCAUACAGCAAUACCGCAGGAAGCAGUACCUCCGGCAAUGCUGCGAGAAAGAUCCAGGCAAGGCGAUACCCCUAUGGAUUGAUGCUAUCGCAAUUGAUCAGACCAACAUACCGGAGCGCAAUCAUCAAGUAUCGCUCAUGCGCGAUGUAUACACUGGGGCGCAAUCCGUCAUAGUGUGGCUCGGACUGCCCCAAGGAUAUGAAGAGUUGGCUUUUAUGCUUGCGCGGCAUCCAGACCUUCUCAGAGUUGAAGAGUUUCAUACUGCACUGGCAGAUAUCCUCAACAAGCCGUAUUGGAGUCGGGUGUGGGUGGUGCAGGAAUUCGUGCUGGCACAAUCGGUCGAAAUAUGGUGUGGAGAUCUCAGUGUGGGUGCUGCGACAGUCGAAAGCAUCUGGCGCGAUGGGCUUGCAUCAACACCAGUCGCAUCUCCAACAAGCAUGAUCUAUACAAGUCGCGGUUAUCUGCUAUUCAAGUACCGGAAAGACUUCAAACGCACGAAGCAAUACCGGAGAGAGAUGCUCGGUCGCCGCAACAGCAAGACACUAAAGUCGACAUUUCGCUUGCGCGAUCUCUUGCAAGCCUUUGCGUUAUCGGAGAGCUCUGUAGUGUACGACAGAGUCUACGGGUUUCUAGGAGUUGCAUCGACUGGCCGUGGAGAGAGGAUUGUACCUGACUACAACAAAGCACCUGUCGAGCUGCUCGUCGACGUGCUUCGCAACCAAUGUCACGAAGACCCUAGGAGAGGAGACUCAGACGACUAUCGCUUCUUGACGUUCCUCAUGCAAGCGCUAGGCGUCUCGCGCGAGACCCUCGCACAGCAUAUCCUAAAGCUGUGCCCGGAUCUGCAGCCACACCUCUACAUUGUGGCUGGUACGCCCUGCAUGACCGCCUCAGUUUCAUUCAUCAGUACGAUUACUGAAGUCGGUAAUUUUGUAGACCAUGACGAGGCCUUUCAACCAGGAACAUGGAAGGCGACUUGGACGCGUUCGAACAUGCAUCCCAGAUCCUUCUCGACCCAAGACAUCCAGGACCUCGGCGACUACGUCAUCAAAGGAGACACGCAAACAUUGCUCAGCUUUGCCGACCCUCAUGUAGCAUACGGAAACCCAGGCCCAACUGAAAAAGUACGGCAAGCUAUGAUAGAGGCGUCCGCGGAUUUGAUAAUCGAUGGCCUCUCGCGAGCGGUUGUCGAGCAAGGGCCAGACGCCGGCGCCAGCUCACAGCCUGGCGAUAGUAGUAGUAAAGUCAUACGCAACAUCAUCUCCCGGAGCAUGACGGACGACGCUGCAGCACUAUAUCUGGCUGCUAGGAGCAAACUGGCCCGGCGAAACACUGACCAACGACACGCACGAUACACAUCCUUCGUGGGCACCAACGGCAUCACUGGACUUGCUUGCGGAGGAGGUCCAGGGUCAUAUGAGACAGGAUCAGGCGACCGCAUCUGCAUGUUCUCUGGAGUCACCGAUGUGAACAACGCGUUCAUCAUUAGUCUCGAUUCUAGCGGGAAAUGGCUGAUAUCUGGCUUUGCGGUCAUACUGUUACCGGAGUUGCGCACUCCUUCAGUACUACGCAAAGGCACUGGGGUUGCGGCGAAGAAUAGUCAUGGCGCGAGUGCGCCAGGUAAGCAGCAGACACCGCUCAACGAUGUGACCAUGUGCUUUCACUGUCACUUGAGCGAUCUGCUUGAGCUUCAGCGCUGUCAACUGUUGAGCGACGUUCAGAUGAGCUUCUUGUUGGAGCAGACUUUGCAAGCUGAAGCAGAGGGAAUGGUUCACCGAUGCAUGCAAGGUACUGGAGCUCACGCUGUACUGGAAUUUGGUUUGUAAUAGAUUGUUACCAGUUGCGAGGUUGAUAAUACCCACAAAUAGUGCUCUUAAAUGAGAACGACAAUGUCAGAUGAUU